AUAUUCCGGGCUUGGGGGCCACGCAUAGUUUCUUCUCCGCUUCCUCCGCUGCCUCGCUUUCCGGCGAAAGUAUCGGCCGCUGCGUCCUCCACACCUACCCCACAGGCGCAUUGUUCGGCUGUUUCCGUCUCCCCGAACGGCCGAACCCUGUCGUUUGCCCGGGCGCCUCGCUGUCGUCGAGUCUGAACCGUGCUGCGUCGCGGAGGGAAGUGAGUGACAUAGAGAUAGGGGAAAAGGAAGAUCAGAUAUAAUGGCGGUUGCCGUCCUGUUGCGGCAGAGGGCGCUCUCGUCGCCCCACGCGGUCUCAUGCCGAAAUGCUGUAUAUACUAGUGGCCUUUUUUCCAAUUCCGAUCUACACUCAAAGGUGAAUUCUACUAGUUUGAGAUUUUGGAGGACCUACCAUAAUUCUGGGAAGUUUGAUUUGACUGAUCUGACGCAUCCUCAUAUGUGGUACCCGAAAGCUCGAGAAAAGAAGCGUAAUGUGUUUUUACAUGUUGGCCCUACAAAUAGUGGGAAAACUUAUAGUGCUCUCAAGAGGCUAGAAGCAAGCUCUUCAGGUGUGUACUGUGGACCUCUGAGAUUGUUAGCAAGAGAGGUAGCCCAAAGGUUAAACAAAGUUAACGUCCCUUGUAACCUGAUUACUGGACAAGAAAGGAAUGAAAUUGAAGGUGCAAAACAUAGCUCAGUGACAGUUGAGAUGGCUGAUAUGACAACUAACUAUCAAUGUGCUGUUAUUGAUGAAAUUCAGAUGGUUGGCUGUAAAUCAAGGGGUUAUUCGUUCACACGUGCACUUCUGGGACUUUGUUCAGAUGAACUUCAUGUCUGCGGUGACCCAGCUGCUGUUCCCCUUAUCCAGCGAAUUCUUGAAGCUACUGGUGAUGUAGUUACGGUUCAAUAUUAUGAGAGACUAUCUCCUUUGGUUCCUCUGAAAUCUCCACUUGGGUCUUUCUCUAACAUCAAGGCAGGAGAUUGUUUAGUAUCAUUCUCAAGACGUGGAAUUUAUAAACUCAAGAAAAGAAUUGAAAGGGAGGGAAAACAUCUUUGCUCUGUGGUCUAUGGUUCAUUGCCACCAGAAACUCGAACAAAGCAGGCGACAAUGUUCAAUGAUGAUACCAGUGACCUUAAUGUGCUAGUAGCUAGUGAUGCUAUUGGAAUGGGUCUUAACCUGAACAUUUCCAGAAUUAUUUUCUCUACUAUGAUGAAGUUUGAUGGUUUCUGCAACAGGGAACUAACUGUGGCCGAAAUCAAACAGAUUGCUGGUAGGGCUGGAAGAUAUGGAUCUAAGUUCCCUGUUGGAGAAGUGACCUGUCUAAAUCCUCAAGAUCUCCCAUUGCUGCACUCGUCUCUGAAAUCAGCUUCCUCCAUUAUAGAGCGUGCUGGACUUUUUCCCACAUUUGAUUUAUUAUCUUUGUAUUCACGAUUACAUGGAACUGACUUUUUUCACCCUAUACUGGAACGUUUCUUGGAGAAGGCUAAACUAUCACCAGACUAUUUCAUUACUGAUUGUGAAGAUAUGUUGAAGGUUGCUGCUAUUGUUGAUGAUUUACCUCUUGGGUUGUAUGAUAAAUACCUCUUCUGUAUGAGUCCGGUGGACGUAAGUGAUGAUAUAUCUGCCCAAGGACUAGUUCAGUUUGCAGAAAAUUAUGCAAGGAAAGGAAUUGUUCGACUUAAAGAAAUAUUCACACCUGGAACAUUACAGGUUCCUAAAACAGACAAUCAACUCAAGGAGCUUGAAUCUGUUCACAAGGUCCUAGAGUUAUAUGUGUGGUUAAGCUUCAGAAUGGAUGAUUCCUUUCCAGACCGUGAAGUAGCUGCCUCUCAAAAGUCAAUCUGUAGCAUGUUGAUCGAAGAAUAUCUGGAGAGGUUUGGAUGGCAGCCACAAGACCGAAGAAAGGUUUUGGGUGGAGCACAAAAGCUGCUCCAAGAAUACGAUGUAUCACAAAUGAACAAAUAUUUUCAAGAAGUCAACCCAGGACCGAAGUAGAAGGACUAUACAGGAAAUGAGCCUCACCACUUCCAGUCCAGAUUUGAGGAACCAAUACCAUCCAGAGCAUUUGCGUUCUGCCUCACUGGUUAUGGAUCACCGGCACAAAGUGGAACUACACUUCGGACGACCGAAGAUAUACGUGGACGCAUCUCAAACCGUGAUCAUCUAGAUUGAUUUGGCAGCACGCAUUUCCAUCAGCCAGAUCGUGAUCGACUAGUAGGACUUUUUUCCCCAAAAAUGAAACUACACUCCAGUCUUAAGUCAUAAUGAAUACAGAGCCAUGAGCCCAUGAUAGGGCCGCUUCUGAGACGGAGAUUGUGUAUUAACGGGUACACAGACGGUACUUGCAUUCUAGUCUGAGUUCGAUGAGUUGCAGCAAUAGCGGCUGUAAUCCUGUAUAUAAAGAGGGAAAAUAAUGUUGCUUGUGCUGUUAUUUAUUGCAAGAUCUGAAUGUUUGUGUCCAAUGACAAUUUAGUAGACAUUUUACAUGCACUAACUAAUAGCUAAUGGCCCGUGUGUACCUUUGUAUA
Messenger RNA from Zea mays, 2517 nucleotides. RefSeq names its product ATP-dependent RNA helicase SUV3, mitochondrial. Gene Ontology annotation, biological process: mitochondrial RNA 3'-end processing. The transcript is spliced from 17 exons. NCBI's taxonomy places the organism in Eukaryota, Viridiplantae, Streptophyta, Magnoliopsida, Poales, Poaceae. The record is from RefSeq and is a predicted model, not a curated record. Gene Ontology annotation, molecular function: hydrolase activity, acting on acid anhydrides; RNA helicase activity; ATP binding. Bases 251 to 1984 code for a protein of 577 amino acids. Gene Ontology annotation, cellular component: mitochondrial degradosome.